UUGCGUCACCAAAUACACAUCCAGUAGAAACAGGAUACACUAAAAAACACGGUGGCAAAGCGUACAAAGAAAAGACGAGUAGAAGGAAAGGAGAUAAAAAAAAAUGGUGGCGUCAUACAUUGGUAUUUCAUCUCUCAAUUCUUCUUGUUUUCCUCCUCGACCUUGCUUUGCUAAACGCAAACCAUUUGCAGUUUCAGCUGCAAUGAGCGAUGAUCCAAUCAGUGAUUGGAUUUUGUCAGAAGGAAAUGCAACCCAGAUAACACGAACUAGUCCCAUUGGUGGUGGUUGUAUCAACAAUGCAAGGCGUUAUGACACUGAUGCUGGUUCUUUCUUUGUAAAAACAAACAGAUUUUUACUGUUCAAAUACUGGAUUAGGGGUAUAGGACCAUCCAUGUUUGAGGGAGAGGCUCUUGGCCUGGGUGCCAUGUAUGAAACCAGAACAAUCCGGGUACCUAGGCCAUUUAAGGUUGGACCCCUACCAACAGGUGGAUCAUACAUCAUCAUGGAGUUUAUUGAAUUUGGGGCAUCUAGAGGCAAUCAGUCUGUUCUAGGGAGACAGCUUGCUGAAAUGCAUAAAGCUGGGAAAUCUGAAAAAGGCUUUGGUUUUGAUGUUGAUAAUACCAUUGGCAGUACUCCACAGAUAAACACUUGGACAUCAGACUGGAUAGAGUUUUACGGAAAGCACAGAUUGGGUUACCAACUUAAGUUGGCAUUAGAUCAAUAUGGUGAUUCAACCAUUUAUCAAAAAGGAAAAAGAUUGGUGGAGAACAUGGCACCUCUCUUUCAAAACAUUGUCAUAGAGCCAUGCUUACUUCAUGGAGACUUGUGGAGUGGGAAUAUUAGCUCUGACAAGAAUGGCGAGCCUGUUAUACUAGACCCAGCUUGCUAUUAUGGACACAAUGAAGCAGAAUUUGGAAUGUCAUGGUGUGCUGGUUUUGGAGGAUCAUUUUACAAUGCUUAUUUUGAGGUGAUGCCCAAACAACCAGGCUUUGAGAAGAGGAGAGAGAUCUAUUUGCUGUAUCACUACCUGAAUCAUUACAAUCUCUUUGGUUCCAGUUAUCGGUCAUCAGCAAUGUCAAUAAUAGAUGAUUAUCUGCUAAUGCUAGGAGUGUAAGAAUUGUAUUACACGCAUAUGAAAUGAAAAGGGAACUGGAAAACGAGGCUGUAUUGAAUUUGUAAAGUGAAUUCAGGUCUCAACUCUAAAGCUAUAGUAGACUGUGAACCGUGGUUGGAGGGUGUGUUUAUUGCUUAAAAGAACCCGAACCCAGUAGAAUAAUGUUUUGGAGAAUGGAGGAUUGAAGUUCUUCAUACCUCUAGAGAGGCUAAUAGCUGUGCAGAUGGAUUGGCUAAUUUAGAUAUUAAUCUAUGUCUCCAGGUAUUCUGGUUGGAUGUUCUAUUAAUACAAGACCAAUACAGAGCAGGGCAGUUUAAA
Populus euphratica (Euphrates poplar) is the source of this 1432-nucleotide messenger RNA. RefSeq names its product Protein kinase superfamily protein. Bases 104 to 1114 code for a protein of 336 amino acids. NCBI's taxonomy places the organism in Eukaryota, Viridiplantae, Streptophyta, Magnoliopsida, Malpighiales, Salicaceae. The transcript is spliced from 10 exons. The record is from RefSeq and is a predicted model, not a curated record.